This is a messenger RNA of Anguilla anguilla (European eel), 369 nucleotides long. RefSeq names its product histone H2B 1/2-like. Gene Ontology annotation, molecular function: DNA binding; protein heterodimerization activity; structural constituent of chromatin. The transcript has a single exon. The coding region runs from base 1 to 369 and encodes 122 amino acids. Gene Ontology annotation, cellular component: nucleosome. NCBI's taxonomy places the organism in Eukaryota, Metazoa, Chordata, Actinopteri, Anguilliformes, Anguillidae. The record is from RefSeq and is a predicted model, not a curated record.
AUGCCUGGUAAAGCUGCACCCAAGAAAGGCGCUAAGAAGGGCUUCAAGAAGAAGGCGAGGAAAGGAGACAAGAAACGCCGCAGGACUAGGAAGGAGAGCUAUGCUAUUUAUGUGUACAAGGUGCUGAAGCAAGUUCACCCAGAUACUGGCAUUUCUUCCAAAGCCAUGAAAAUCAUGAACAGCUUUGUCCAUGAUAUCUUCCAGCGCAUCGCCUGCGAAUCCUCUCGCUUGACCCACUACAAUAAGCACUCAACCGUCACUUCCCGAGAGAUUCAGACCGCCGUGCGCCUUCUGUUGCCCGGAGAGCUGGCUAAACACGCCGUGUCUGAGGGUACCAAGGCCGUCACCAAGUAUACUAGCUCCAAGUAG